Messenger RNA from Trifolium pratense (red clover), 1042 nucleotides. RefSeq lists its product as uncharacterized. The coding region runs from base 50 to 940 and encodes 296 amino acids. The transcript is spliced from 2 exons. The record is from RefSeq and is a predicted model, not a curated record. NCBI's taxonomy places the organism in Eukaryota, Viridiplantae, Streptophyta, Magnoliopsida, Fabales, Fabaceae.
UCUUUCUUUCUUUAUUAUUCAUUUUCAUGCAAUUGAAAACAAUGUUGGAAUGGAAAUGGGAAGGAAUAUUCCGGUGAGGUUCGAGAGGUUAGCCGCGGCGUUUGAGAGUAACGAGGUGGCGCGUGUGAGGCUCUGUGAAAGCAGUGGAAGUGAACACUCACCAGAAAACUCAACUGAUUUAUCAGAUCUUGUGAAAUCUUUCAUGGAGAAGAAUUCUGUUAGAGGAGAAGAAGAUGCAGUUGUUCAUGAUAAGGAGGAUUGGGACUUUGAGUGGAAUGAUUAUUCCGAGAAAAAAGAGAUACUGCAACAGAUUUUUGUUGCUGCAGAUGAUGAAGUGAAACAAAAGAUUAAAAGAGAAGCUGAGCUUGCAAUUCAACUUGUUGCUGGAGACAAGACUUUGCCUGAAUUCAAACGCCUCGUCAUGGCACGCUUGCGGGAGAGAGGUUUUGAUGCCGGGCUUUGCAAAACUAGGUGGGAAAGAAAAGGAAGAUUUCCAGCGGGUGACUAUGAGUACAUCGAUGUGAAUUAUGAAGGAAAUCGAUACAUUGUUGAAACAUCCCUAAUGACCGAAUUCGAAAUAGCCCGUCCUACAAAUCAAUAUAGUUCUUUACUUGAUGUUUUCCCUUUAGUAUUUGUUGGUAAAGUGGAAGAGAUAAAAAAGGUUGUGAGGCUUAUGUGUUCUGCUAUUAAGGACUCAAUGAAAACCAUGGAUAUGCAUAUACCUCCAUGGAGAAGAAAUAGCUAUAUGCAAGCUAAGUGGUUCAGUCUUUACAAGAGAACAACUAAUGAGGUUGCAGCUAGAAAGUUCAAUAUUGGAUUUGAAGCAAGGCCUUUGAAACCAUACAAUAAUUGCAGGGAUGAUUUUGGCAGCAAAGUUGCUUUCAAAGUUGGUCAUUUGACUACUGCAUUUAAUUUAGAUGGCAUUGGGAUGAAUUUAUAAUUAUAGCCAUAUUGAACAAGUAGUAUGUACAUAAAAGUUAUUUUUUCCUUCGGAUCAUUAAGUCUAACCCCUUGGCAUAAGGCAUAGAGGUGCUUCAGCACA